This is a messenger RNA of Hymenoscyphus albidus, 2535 nucleotides long. NCBI's taxonomy places the organism in Eukaryota, Fungi, Ascomycota, Leotiomycetes, Helotiales, Helotiaceae. The record is from the annotation of a GenBank genome assembly.
GGCCACCGUACAUAGAAGAUUGAUGUUAAGCGGUCCGUACUGCCGUGUGGUGUUUGAACAGGCCUGGCGCAGGAAGCUUCCCCAACCUUUCCGCCAAGUGGACCGGAAUUGAUUAAGUGAGGGUUGAAAUAAAGUAGGCCCGGAGCUUUCGUAUAAUACCAUGUGGGCCCCAUACAGAUAGGUACUUCUCCAGGUUUGGAACAAAACGCCAGUCAGUGCCUCGAGUCCUCGACGAGCUUCUCCUCCUCCUGCUCGGUCGUCGCGAAUCCCCAACUAUGGAUUUCCAACAUACGAAAGGAACCUUCGAGUUGGCGGGGAAGCAGUUUCCCCGCGUUACUUGGUACAGGCAAAAGGGAAUGCGGGGCUUGUAUAUAUGUCUGCUGUUUGUCGUCCUUACUUCGGCCACAAAUGGAUAUGAUAGUUCGAUGAUGAACGGUCUUCAGACUCUGGAGCAAUGGCGGGAUUGUGGGUAAUACGUAGCAUUUGAUUCUCACCAAACUAACGCACCAUCCAGAUUAUCACCAACCCUCUCCAUCUCAACUUGGUCUGUUAAAUAGUAUAUGGCCUGUUGGAUCGCUCGUGGCCCUCCCAUUUGUACCGUAUGCGGCCGACAUGUUAGGAAGACGUGGUGGAGUGAUGGUCGGAUGCUCAAUUAUGCUUGGAGGAGUCGCCCUGCAAAGUCUUGGAUUUACCUUCGCUAUGUUUGUCAGCGCUCGAUUCUUCAUUGGAUUUGGUGUAGCGAUUGCCCAUGGAUCCUCUCCUCUUUUGAUAACGGAACUGGUACAUCCACAACAUCGCGCGAUUUACACUGCGAUUUACAAUACCACAUGGUAUAUGGGGAGUUUCCUUGCGGCCUGGCUGACUUUCGGUAAAUGAACCCAGAAGAUCUUGUUGAAGAUUGGGACUGAUCAAGUUUUAGGUACCAACAAGAUUCAUUCGGAUUGGGCUUGGAGAACACCGUCAGUUGUGCAGGCUUUGCCAUCGGCAUUGCAGAUGAUUUUCAUCUGGUGAGUGUUUCGGUAAAUACUUCAGUACGCUGUCUAAUUUUCAAAUAGGUUCGUACCCGAAUCACCACGAUGGCUGAUAUCGAGAGGAAAGAACGAGAAGGCCCUUCGAAUUCUUGCCGAUGCGCAUGCCGCUGGAGACAAAAUGGAUGAAGUCGUGCAGCUGGAAUAUCAAGAAAUCAGAGGAACUUUGAAACUUGAACAAGAGCUUGAAGGGAACAGUUGGAGUGAACUUUGGGGAAAGCCCGGAAAUCGACAUCGUCUUAUCAUCCUUGUUUCGCUGGGAUUCUUCUCCCAAUGGUCUGGUAAUGGACUUGUUAGGUAUGAUCUACCACGGUGUUCCUCUAUGUCCAAAGCUGACUUGUUCGUAGUUAUUAUAUCCACGCUGUCCUCAACCAAAUCGGCAUCGAGGAAACAACACUUCAACUACUCAUUAAUGGUAUUCUCCAGUUCACGAAUAUUCUGGUGGCCACUGGCAUGUGUUUCUUUGUUGACCGACUUGGUCGACGAACGCUUUUCCUCAUUUCGACUGGCGGAAUGUUUGUGACCUACUUGGUUUGGACUGUCUGUUCGGCCCAAUUUGUGAUACAUGGGUCCAAGUCCUCCGCGAACGCUGUCGUAGUCGCCAUAUUCAUUUAUUACGUAUUCUACAACACCGCUUGGUCUGGAUUGCUCAUUGGGUACUCGGUAGAAAUCUUGCCAUAUAACAUCCGCGCAAAAGGCAUGACUGUUCUGUUCCUCGCGAUCGACAUCUCACUGUUUUUCAACCAGUACAUCAAUCCAAUUGCCUUGUCUCGUCUGUCGUGGAAGUACUAUCUCUUCUACUGUUUCUGGCUUCUGUUUGAACUCUUCGUAGUAUGGAAAUUUUACCUCGAAACCCGAAAUACGCCCUUGGAGGAGAUUGCGAAGCACUUUGAUGGAGAAGGAGCCAUCAUUGGCGGAGCGGCUGCCAAUAACAAGUCCAGGCAAAUAGCCGAGGAGAUUGAUAGAGUUGGUGGUACCAUUGUCGACAAAGAUGAAAAGGAGCCUGGCUCAAAUGUCAUCGCUAGUGUUUGAGGCUACUAACCUCAACGAUGGGACGGUGUUGUAAGCAUUUCUCGGCGCACGACCAGAGGAAUUGCUUCCCAUGUUAUCUGAAGAGAGUGGUGCUUGUUCCAAUGAAACUCGUACUCCAAUUGAUCGGAAGCUGGACAGUAAGACAAAGAGUAGCAACGAGAGGAGGACAAGAAUGAAAGGCUUCAUGUCAUCGAUGAAUAUAUCCAUCGCAAAGCUCAGCCCAGUGCCACAAGGGGGGGAGGAAUACAUCGGCAAUACCCCCAAGUGUCAGCAUCUGACCUCGGCGGAACCGACCAUAACGAGAACGAAGCUUUUAGGCUAGUUUCUACGUCUCGGCCAUUUUUGAAGUUGGUGAUCGACACUUUUGCUGUGUUGGGAUGACGGAGGGGAAUGGUCAGAUGGAUUCUGGACAGGGUCCUGGGACGGAUGAUAUUUUGGACUUUCGUCCAUGGGGGCGACGGAUGAGUACAAAAUA